UCCCCUCGCCUCUCCGCUAUAAGGGCGGGGCCCGCGGCCCGGGGGGUGACGCGGCGCGCGGUGACGUCAGCGCGCGCGGCUGCGGCGGCCGCCGGGGGCUGCGCGCGCCCCGCCCCUCCCCCCCUGCCCUGAGGAGCCUUCGCCGCCCUCCUCCUCCUCCUCCUCCUCCCGCUCCGCGGCGGCGGCCAUCAUGGCGGCGGUGCGCUUCGUGGUGACGCCGGCCAAGAUGGCGCCGGCCUCGGCCUCGUCCAGCCCCGAGCCCAGCUCGCGCUCCAGCUCCCGCCCGGCCGGCAGCUCCCGCGACAGCGGCCCCGACAGCACCCGCAGCGACGACGCCUCCGAGGGCCCCGGUGGGUGGGCCGGACGCCUGGGCCCCUGGCGCCAACCCCCCCGCCGCGGCCGCCGCUCACCGCCGCUCCCCGCAGAUCCGCCCCGGCCCGGCGCCGCCGACCCCGACAGCGACACGGCGUCGUGCGACCGCAACUUGGCGCUUUUCGAGGAGGAGCUGGCGACGCGGCCCAAGGUGUCGGCGCUGCUGCGGCGCGUCGCUGCCUACAGCACCCUGCCGCCGCCCGACGCCGAGGCGCAGGCGGGGGGCCGGGGGGCGGGGCGGGGGGUGCUGCUGCCCUGCCUGCAGGACGUCUUCGGCCUCCUCCUCUUCCUCCGCCUGGGCUGGGUCGUGGGCGCCGCCGGGCUGCUGCCGGCCCUGGGCGCCGGGCUGCUCUGCUGCGCCGCCACGCUGCUCACGGCCGUGUCGCUCAGUGCCAUCGUCAGCAACGGCGGCAGCGGCGAGGAGCCCCCGCAGCCCGAAGGGGACGCGGUGGCCCUGCUGGGGCGGGCGCUGGGCCCCGAGGUGGGCGGUGCCGCCGGGCUCUGCUGGUUCCUGGGCGUCGCCUUCGCCGCCGCCAUGGCCGCCCUGGGCGCCGCCGAGACCCUGCUGGUGUACGUGGCGCCGCAGGCGGCCGCCUUCGCGGGACCGGGGGCCCCGGCGCGCCUCAACAACGGGCGCCUCUACGGCUCGGCCUUCCUCGCCCUCCUCGCCCUCGGCACCGGCCUGGCGCCCCGGCCCGCCCGCCGCCUGGCGCCCCUCGGCCUCGCCGCCCUCCUCCUCGGCCUCCUCGGCCUCCUCGCCGGCGCCCUCCGCUCCGCCGCCGCCCCCCCGGCCUUCCGCGUGUGUCUCCUGAGCAACCGGACGGUGGCGGCGCUGGAGGCCUGCGGCCGGCCCGAGGGGGCCCCGGCGCGCCCCCAAGACCCGCCGUGCCGGGGCCCCCGCUGCGGCCCCCCCGCCGACGGCAACGGCAGCGUCCUGCCCGCGGUGCCCGGCCUGGCCAGCGGCGUGCUCGCCGGGAACCUGUGGCCCCGCCCCGGGGCGCCGGGCGAGCGGCUGGAGAAGGCGGCGGCGCCCGGAGGCUCCUUCGGCCUCGUCCUCGGCCUCGUCUUCCCCCUGGCGCCCGGGCUGCUGGCAGCCGCCGCCCCGGGGCCCCUGGCCGACCCCCCCCGCUCCGUCCCGGCCGGGACCUUCGGCGCCGCCGCCGUCGCCUUCCUCAUCUGCAUCCGCCCCAAAAGCGGCCGCUUUCGCCCCAAAACGGGGCCCGACGACCCCCAAAAAACGGUGUUUUGGGCCCAAAAAUGCCCCGACCCGCCAAAAAAGGGGGAUUUGCACCCAAAAAAGGCGGGAGGGACCCAAAAAUACGGGGGCAGCGCCACCCUGCUGGGCGCCUGCGUGGACGGCGCCGUCCUGCGCGACAAGUUCGGGGCGGCGCUGCGGGGGACGCCGCCGCUGGGGACCCUGACGUGGCCCUCGCCCGCCGUGGCCGUGGCCGCCGCCGCCAUGGCCGCCCUGGCCGCCGCCCUCCGCUGCCUGGCCGCCGCCCCGGGGCUGCUGCGGGGGCUGGGCCGCCUCCGCGCCCUGCCGGGCCUCCACGUGCUGGUGCCCGGCGAGGACGGCAAGGAGCCCGUGUGGGCCCUGGUGCUGACGGCGGCCAUCGCCGAGCUCGGCGUCCUCGUGGCCUCCCUCGACCUGGUGGCGCCCAUCUUCUCCGUGUUCCUGCUGACGUGUUACCUGGCCGUGAACCUGGCGUGCGCCCUGCAGAGCCUCCUGCGCGCCCCGGCCUGGCGGCCCCGCCUGCCCUACUACCACUGGGGGCUGUCGCUGGCGGGGGCGGGGCUCUGCCUGGUGCUGAUGUUCGUGGCCUCGUGGCCCUGCGCCGCCAUCGCCCUGGGCAUCGCCGGCACCGCCUACAAGUACCUGGAGUUCCAGGGGGCGGAGAAGGAGUGGGGCGACGGGCUGCGGGGGCUGUCGCUCAGCGCCGCCCACUUCGCCCUGCUGCGGCUGGAGGAGGCACCGCAGUACAGCAAGAACUGGAGGCCGCAGCUGCUGGUGCUGCUGAAGCUGGACGAGGAGCUGCGGGUGAAGCAGCCCUGGCUGCUGGCGGUGGCCGCCCAGCUCAAGGCCGGCGGCGGCCUCACGGUCGUGGCCUCCAUCGUCCCCGGCGACUUCCUGGAGGCCCCCGAGCGGGCGCGGGCUGCUGAGAAGGAGCUGCGGGGGCACAUGGCGGCCGCGGGGCUGCGGGGCUUCGCCCAGGCGCUGGUGGCUCCGCGGGCGGCCGAGGGGCUGGCGCAGCUGGUGCAGGGGUGCGGCCUGGGCGCCCUGCGGCCCAACGCCCUGCUGCUGGGGUGGCCGAGGGGGUGGCGACGCCGUGGGGCGGACCCACGGCCCGCCCGCGCCUUCCUCGGUGAGUCCCCCCACACGUGUGUGGGGCGCUGGGGGCGCGCGUGGGGGGCUGGAGACGUGUUCCCCCCGCGUCUGUGGGGUGCUGGGGGCGCGCGUGGGGGGCUGGAGACGCGCGUGGGGCUGGAGACAUGUGUGGGGCUGGAGACGUGUGUGGGGCUGGGGACACGUGUGUGGCGCAUGUGGGGCUGGGAGUCUGUGUGGGGCACGUGUGGUGCUGGGGGUGUGUGUGGGGCACGUGUGGGGCUGGGAGUGUGUGUGGGGCGCGUGUGGGGCUGGGGGUGUGUGUGGGGCACGUGUGGGGUGGAGGCACGUGUGGGGCACAUGUGGGGCUGGAGAGACGUGUGGGGCGCGUGUGGGGCUGGAGACACGUGUGGGGCUGGGGACACGUGUGUGGCGCAUGUGGGGCACAGAGUGUGUGUGGGGCACGUGUGGGGCUGGAGACACGUGUGGGGCUGGGGGCGCAUGUGGGGCGCAUGUGGGGCGCGUGUGGGGCUGGAGGCAGCUCGAGACGUGUGUGGGGCACAAAUGGGGCCAGGGGCGCGUGUGGGGCUGGAGACACGUGUGGGGCUGGGGGUGUGUGUGGGGCGUGUGUGGGGGCUGGAGACACGUGUGGGGCAGGGGUGCGGCCUGGGCGCCCUGCGGCCCAACGCCCUGCUGCUGGGGUGGCCGAGGGGGUGGCGACGCCGUGGGGCGGACCCACGGCCCGCCCGCGCCUUCCUCGGGCUGGUGCGGGCGGCGGCGGCGGCGGGGCGGGCGCUGCUGGUGGCCAAGGGCUGCGGCGCCUGGCCGGGGGGGGGCGGCGAGGCCGAGGCCGAGACCGAGACCGAGACCGAGACCGGGGCCCCCCCCGGCGGGGCCGGAGCCGGGGCCGGGGCCGGGGCCGGGGCCGGGGCCGGCGGGAGCCUGGACGUGUGGUGGGUGGUGCACGACGGCGGCCUGCUCACGCUGCUGCCCUGCCUGCUGCGGCAGCACAAGGCGUGGCGCGGCUGCCGCGUGCGCAUCUUCACGGUGGCGCAGCUGGAGGACAACAGCAUCGAGAUGCGGCGGCACCUGCGGGCCUUCGUGCGGCUGCUGCGGCUGCCGGCCGCCGUGGAGGUGGUGGAGAUGCACGACAGCGACAUCUCCGCCUACACCUACGAGCGGACGCUGAUGAUGGAGCAGCGGUCGGCCAUGCUGCGGCAGAUGCGGCUGUCGGAGGCCGAGCGGCAGCGGGAGGCGCAGCUGGUGAAGGAGCGGAGCUGGCGGCCGCGCCUCAGCAGCGCCGGCUCGGAGGACGAGGAGGAGGAGGAGGAGGCGGCGGAGGCGGCGGCGCGCGUCCAUCUCACCUGGAGCCGCCCGCGGCGGCCCCCGCCCGGCCCCGACCUGCUCGCCCCGCGCCCGGCGGCGCGCAACGUGCGGCGCAUGCACACGGCGGUGCGGCUCAACGAGGCCAUGGUGGCCCGCUCGCAGGGCGCCCGCCUGGUGCUGCUCAACCUGCCGCCGCCCCCCCGCCGCCCCCGCAACCACGACAACUGCAUCCCCGGGGGGGGCUAAUUAGUGUGGGGGGGGGUUAAUUAGCAGCUGGGGGGGUUAAU
This is a messenger RNA of Dromaius novaehollandiae (emu), 4308 nucleotides long. Its product is annotated as solute carrier family 12 member 6-like. The coding region runs from base 191 to 4267 and encodes 1358 amino acids. Gene Ontology annotation, biological process: cell volume homeostasis; chemical synaptic transmission; potassium ion homeostasis. Gene Ontology annotation, molecular function: potassium:chloride symporter activity. NCBI's taxonomy places the organism in Eukaryota, Metazoa, Chordata, Aves, Casuariiformes, Dromaiidae. The transcript is spliced from 24 exons. The record is from RefSeq and is a predicted model, not a curated record. Gene Ontology annotation, cellular component: plasma membrane.